This is a messenger RNA of Magnolia sinica, 468 nucleotides long. Its product is annotated as secreted RxLR effector protein 161-like. Bases 1 to 468 code for a protein of 155 amino acids. The transcript has a single exon. The record is from RefSeq and is a predicted model, not a curated record. NCBI's taxonomy places the organism in Eukaryota, Viridiplantae, Streptophyta, Magnoliopsida, Magnoliales, Magnoliaceae.
AUGCUUGAAUGCAAGCCAAUUGCCACACCUAUGGAGGCUAACGUCAUGCUGUGUUCGGAAGAAGGAAAAGACUUGGAAGAUGCAAAUAUGUACCGACAAAUAGUUGGUAAGCUAAUCUACCUUACAUUUUUGCGACCAGAUAUAACUUACGCAGUUGGUGUGGCUAGCCGGUUCAUGCAAAUACCAAAGAAGCCGCAUCUUGAAGCAGUACGUCGAAUACUGAGGUAUGUGAAGGGUACGAUAGACCUUGGUUUAUUGUACAAGAAAGUUGGAGUAUGCAAGAUAGUUGGGUACUGCGAUGCUAACUAUGAUGGUGAUCAUGACACACGACGAUCAACUACUGGAUAUGUAUUCAACCUUGGCUCAGGAGCAAUUUCUUGGUGUAACAAGAGACAACCUACAGUGUUUUUAUCAACCACAAAGGCUGAAUACAGAGCAAUGACAAUGGCAGCACAAGAAAGCCCAUGA